This is a messenger RNA of Cladophialophora carrionii CBS 160.54, 894 nucleotides long. Its product is annotated as ATP synthase F1, gamma subunit. The coding region runs from base 1 to 894 and encodes 297 amino acids. Gene Ontology annotation, molecular function: proton-transporting ATP synthase activity, rotational mechanism. Lineage: Eukaryota; Fungi; Ascomycota; Eurotiomycetes; Chaetothyriales; Herpotrichiellaceae. The transcript is spliced from 4 exons. The record is from RefSeq and is a predicted model, not a curated record. Gene Ontology annotation, biological process: proton motive force-driven ATP synthesis.
AUGCUGUCCAGAGCUGUACGACCUGCCUUUGCGGCCGGCAACGCUGCCGUCGCAAGGACGGCUGCCCCCCAAGUCGCCGGCUAUGCCACUCUACGCGAAAUCGAGGGCCGACUGAAGUCGAUUCGCAAUAUCGAGAAAAUCACAAAGACGAUGAAGAUCGUUGCUUCGACCAAGCUCACCCGCGCUCAAAAGGCUAUGACCGACUCCCGACGUUAUGGCCAGACGUCCAACCAGGUGUUUGAAGAGGCCGAGACCAAGCCUUUGGAGGAGAAGAAGACACUGCUGGUGAUUGCCAGCUCGGACAAAGGUCUCUGUGGUGGUAUCCAUUCCGGCCUCACACGCGCCACUCGCCGCAUGCUCGAAGGGGAUUCUGGCCUCGACCUCGCCAUUGUCGGCGAAAAGUGCAAGGCUCAGCUUGGUCGCUCCAAUGCCAAGAAUGUCGUGCUCAGCUUUGCUGGGAUUGGCAAAGACGUUCCCAGCUUUGCCGAUGCGCAGGCUAUCGCCGACCAACUUGUCUUGCUCCCAGAAGAGUAUGCGAGUAUCAAGAUUCUUUACAACAAAUUCGUUAAUGCUCAGAGCUACGAGCCAACGAUCAUCGAGGCGUAUUCAGAGGAGGCCAUCACCCAAUCUCCCAAUUUCGCCGCAUUCGAAAUUGAUGACGAGGUGCUUGCCAACUUGAGGGAAUAUUCUUUGGCCAACUCUCUUUACUGGGCUCUGGCGGAAGGACAUGCUUGUGAACAAUCUGCCAGACGGAAUGCUAUGGAUAACGCCUCCAAGAACGCCGGAGACAUGAUCGGCAAGUUCACCAUCUUGUACAACAGAACCCGACAGGCGGUUAUUACCGGAGAACUGGUCGAGAUUAUCACAGGUGCCACUGCGUCUGAAGAUAUGUAG